AUGCCAAGCCAUCAUUUACAUUCGACCAACAUGCCUGAACAACAACGUUCAAGCACUUUAUCUUCUGACGAAACUUCCGUUCCUGUGAGUCAUCAUGGCAUGACUCAUCCAAGCACGACUCAUCCCUCUGGAAUUCAUUCUGGAACAACAACGAGUGGUAGUGGUCAUCAUGGUGGUGAACAUCCAUCUGGUAGUGGUUCUAGAAUGGAAUCCACCACUCAUCCUCAACACGCUCAAUGUCCACUUGGAUAUGGUUCUCGAGUUCUCAAAGAAGCUUCUCUGCAAUUUGGUCGAGUACCAUUACGUGAACAUGAAUCAAUCCUUCCAGAAAAUGCUCUCACUCGAGACAAUGGCUGUCCUGUUGGUCAUGUCAAGGAUUCCAUGACUGCAGGAAGUCAAGGUCCACUCUGUGUUGGAGAUUUGGAUCUUUUGGAUAAAUUAUUGCAUUUCAAUUGUGAAAAGAUUCCACCCAGAAAUGUACACGCGUUGGGAUGUGGUGCCUAUGGUACAUUUACAGUGACCAAUGAUAUUAGAAAGUAUACGUGUGCGGAUUUGUUUUCUCAAGUUGGAAAGAAGACAGAGUUUAUUACGAGAUUUUCUGGAAUUUUCACUGAGGUUGGAGAUCCAGAUACGACUAGAGAUCCUCGUGGAUUUGCUAUCAAAUUCUACACUCGUGAAGGUAACUGGGAUUUGUUGGGAAUUAACACACCAGUAUUUGCUGUGAGAGACGCCAAACCUGGUCCAGAUGCUGUCCAUGCCUUCAAGAGAGAUCCAAGAACAGGAUGCUGGAACGUGACCCAAACUUGGGACUUUGUUGCUUCCCAUCCUGAAGGUCUUCAUCAAAUGGUCAUGCUCUACACCGAUCGAUCAGGUACUCCAAUGAGUUAUCGUACCAUGAAUGCCUAUGGAUGUCAUACCUUUUCAUUCGUCAAUGAAAAGAAAGAAAGAUUCUGGGUCAAGUUCCAUCUCAAAUGCAUGCAAGGAGCUUAUGGAUUUACACAACAUGAAGCCAAAUUAGUAGCUGGUGAAGAUCCUAAUUUCCUCUCACGCGACUUGUAUCAAGCCAUUGAAAAAGGAAAUUUCCCUAAAUGGAAAAUGUUCGUUCAGAUCAUGCCUGAAGAAGAAGGAUACAGACAUCCAUGGACCUUUGAUCCAACCAAAGUUUGGAAACAAUCUCAAUAUCCUCUCAUUGAAGUAGGUGAAUUGGAAGUCAAUCGAAAUGUCACUGAUUACUUUUGUGAAGUUGAACAAGUAGCCUUCUCUCCUUCCAACACUGUUCCAGGAAUUGGACUCUCUCCAGACAAACUCUUACAGGGACGUCUCUUGAUUUAUGAUUCCACUCAAAUUCAUCGUAUUGGACCUAAUUAUAAACAAUUGUAUGUGAAUCGUCCAUUGGGUGUGGAACCUCAUAAUUACAAUUUGGGAGGACCCAUGAAUUUGAGAAUUCAGGAUCGAUUCCCGGCCUAUGAUAAGAGUGUGUUUGGAGGAUUGGUACCCAAUGAAAAAUAUAUUGAACCUCCAUUCCGUAGUACUGGAAAUGUUGGUAUCUAUGAAAUGUAUCAAGAAGGAUCGUUUGAAGAUUACUAUCAACAAGUGGCUGACUUUUGGAGAAUAUUGAGUGAUAAGGAUAAGCAUCACUUGUGUGAUAAUAUUGCUUCGAGCUUCUUUAAGGUUACUGAACAACGUGUGAUUGAUCACAUGAUGCAACAUUUCAACAAGUGUGAUCCAAUGUGGGCACAAAUGAUUCAAUUGAAGUUGAAGGAGAGAAAGGAAGGAAAACACAUGACUGAAGGCGAGAAGAUUUGUUUGGAUUAUUCCACUCGAUUGCUCAAGCUCACUCAAAAACAAGCAUUGUAG
Naegleria lovaniensis is the source of this 1857-nucleotide messenger RNA. RefSeq names its product Catalase, putative. Gene Ontology annotation, cellular component: cytoplasm. The transcript is spliced from 4 exons. The record is from RefSeq and is a predicted model, not a curated record. Gene Ontology annotation, biological process: response to hydrogen peroxide; hydrogen peroxide catabolic process. The coding region runs from base 1 to 1857 and encodes 618 amino acids. NCBI's taxonomy places the organism in Eukaryota, Heterolobosea, Eutetramitea, Acrasida, Naegleriidae. Gene Ontology annotation, molecular function: heme binding; catalase activity.